Messenger RNA from Nematostella vectensis (starlet sea anemone), 3571 nucleotides. RefSeq lists its product as uncharacterized. The record is from RefSeq and is a predicted model, not a curated record. The coding region runs from base 26 to 2227 and encodes 733 amino acids. Lineage: Eukaryota; Metazoa; Cnidaria; Anthozoa; Actiniaria; Edwardsiidae. The transcript has 10 exons.
CACGGGAUCGAUCUGUAAACAGGACAUGAAGGAAAUGGCAGCUGUAUCGAAGUGGAGUUAUGUCGUAGCGGCACUGCUAGCAUGUAUAUCAUCAUCCAAUGGGCUCUCUUUCGAGAUCGAGAGAGAGAUGAAUAUGCCAGAUGUUAUCCCUAACAACAUAGAAGCCACCCCAGAUGGUAACUGGAGGGAAAUACCUUGCCGCUCUAGCUGUUCUCAGUUCAACACUGAUUCGCCGAUGUCCAACUGCAAAUGUCGAUGUAGCCAUGCGUUCUCAACAUUUGUUAUGGGAGCCACUUCAUCAGAGUCUCGGUGCUACUCAAAUCGAUUAUUCCGUACCAAGAUUGCAAGCUGCACAAUACAGUUACAGGCUGAAGGUUCCCUUGACAGUAAACUCCCGGUGGUUGAUUUAUCAUCGUCUCACAAAGAGCCCAUCAAAGCGCCAUCAGUUUCCCAAGUCCAAUACCCAAGAUGUGACAUAAACGGUCUCCCUCAGUACUGGGACAAAGGGGUGUGGAGUCAAGUCAGAGAAGGAACCCUGUUUGGGUUCUACUCACCGAACUAUUGGACUAAUUUGUUGACGUGGCAGUCAAGUCAGUCCUACAAUGGGAGGAUUGUGAGGGUGCCAAUUCGCUGCAAUGGGACAAACGACAAGACCCUAGCAAGUUGUAUUGUUUUAAAAAUUAAAGGAACUCUAUCAUAUGACAUAUUCUCUUCAACAACAGUAGCACCUACCACUACUGAGACACCAAAAACCACUAAAGCACCCAAAACACCUAUAACAAUACCCAAAAUAACUACUAAUAGACCACAAACAUCAACCAUAACUGCUAAAAUUACAACAGAAUCAACCACUGCAACUCAAGCAACCACAAAAACAAAAGAAUAUACAACCAUUAAACCUAGUACUACUGAAGAAUCUACAACAAAUGAGGCAUCAACAGCAGAAUUUGAAUCAACCACUGCAGCUCAAGCAACAACAAAAACUGAAGCAUAUACAACCAAGAAGCCUAGUACUACUGAAGGAUCAACAACGACUGAGGCAUCAACAGCAGAAUUUACUUUUACACCAACCAAAAGUUCUGUAAAGUCUACACACACCAUUAAGGGCCAUACUACUGAACAUGUGAGCCCACCAGACACAAAUCCCAGUGACAGUCCCACGACCACAGCAAACUCUGUGCCAGGCAGUGCCAGGAAGGGGGAUGGCCAGAAGCACGAGACCUCAGUCACCAUCACCGCUAUCUCUGCUGCAGCUGCUGUAAUCUGUGUCAGCAUUAUCAGUCUUCUGAUAUGGUGUAUUUUGAAACACAGAAAGAAACAAAGAAAUGAGGAAGCAUAUAGCGCGGACAUGACUGUAAUCAUGAACUCAACAGGCCAGAACAACAAUAAUAAUAAUCAUGUUGGUGGAGGGAAAAGUGCCAUAUAUGACGAGGCUGUGUACUGCGAGCCUUCUGACCAAUCUUCAAGCUUCCACAAGCGCCGUCUUCCUGCAUUGGCUAAUCCUGUGUACGACAGAGCUCUCGCAAAACCGCCAGGCAGCAGUCGUCAUCUCAAAAACCUGAUUGCCGAGAGGAGGGGCUCCUCCAAUAUCUACGACAACCGUGAAAUGCAAAGCGACACAUGUUGCCAUGUCAACAAGGCGUGUGACGUAUACGAUGACGUUGUUGAGGUGAAGCCAAGGCUAACCGAAGGGUUGUAUGAAGCACUAUCAGAAGAUCAUAUUGGACAACCCGCAUACCAACCACUGGUACGAGAAAAUAAGGAAAAAGCACAUGGUUCAUCCUUUGCGACGGAAACCCCCGAGUAUCUGACAAUUUUACCUGACGACGCAGGGACGGACAACAUUCGAGCGCCACGGCCAACAGAAAAAGCAUCAGACACGUACGAUUAUGCAGACACCAGGGCGCUAAACAAACUGCCAACCAACCCAAGCAACACAACAGAACCGCCGUCGUAUCAAAGUCUUGAUCAGUCGACAAGGGGACAAAGUCCACCGUCUGAUGGACUUGUAUAUGGUGUCCUUGAAAAUAGUGAGACCUCUACUGGAAAGGGUCCUCGGGCCGUGACGUCCCCCGUAUAUGAUGUGCUUGAAGAAAUGGAUGAAGCCCCUAUAGAUAAGUUGCCAGAUGUCCCUACCUCUCCUGUUUAUGACUCACUCGAGAAGCCUAACACUGAAUACCUGGUGCCUACAGAUGGAGUGUCACAAAGCAGGAAUUCCAGAAACUGAUAACUGGACGACGAUCAACCCAAGCGACAGGGGCCAGGUUCUUGGAAAACUUCAUAAUAAUGGUUUGAUAUUCAUUACACGAAAGGGACUACACCAGGACUUUCCUGAUUAAAUGUGAUAAAUGGUUUACGGUUAAUACUUGGUACUGAUGUACGUUAACGGAAUAAGGAUUUAUGAUAGACUCAACCCUCCUCCAGUACUUCCCUACCAUGCUUGUGCGCUGCAACGUGAUUUUAGCGUUGGUGUUUGUGCAGUUUCAAAAAUCAAUUUGGGUCGCGAUGCUUUUCCGACUUCUCACGUGUAUUUAAAUCGGAAUUGUCACCAGUUUAAUUCUACUACAAUCUACGAUUAUUUAAAACGGAAACAAUAUUUCAAAAUUGUAAAAGCAGUGUGUCUAUUGGAAGUUUCUUUGAGAAUGUGACUAAAAACUUAAAGCAGAUGGCCUGUUAAAUAGCGCUGAUUCUAAUAGAUUCUUUUGCCUCUUGUCGGUCGAGGUUUCCAUCACCCCCCCCCCCCCCCCCCCCCGAAGUAAACUGGUGACAAUGCUGCUUUAAACCAGGCUAAUUCGUUUAGUUUCUUAUCCAAACUCCCUGAUCACAAUUACCUUUAACGUGAAAUAUGAUAAUUGCACACGAUGCUUGGAAAGUGCCAACCCUGGAAUCCAGGAACCUGGAUCUAGUUUGCUAAAUGCCAGACAACAAAUUACUAAAAUAAAAGUAUUACAUUUGCUCUCUUGAUAUCUCGAAAAAGUGUGAUUUACUAAAAAAAACAACUGACCAUACUCAGUUCUAGAAAUUGGAUUGCUAAAUUAUUUAAAUUGUUCUUUAGUUUAGAAAAUGAAAUUAAUUUAUGUACAACAUUAUAUAAAGCUAAAGACUAGAUUUAUACAGAUAAUAUAUUUUUGUCGCUCACAAAAUAGUUUUGUAUGAAUCAUAGCCAUUAAGAGAUUUGAUAUGACUUAAUAUGUUUAUAACCAUCAAACAGCCUCCGUCAGCCGCUAUUUUGUCAUCCUAGCAAAGUACCAAGUGUGAAAAAGCAUCCAUUUCCAUCGGCUGGUUUUGGAAAGUCAAUGCGAUAUUUCCAAAUAUCGAGUAUCAAACUUUAUUUUUAGGGUUAUUUCGAGAUUUUAGUACAUUAUGUUCCUUCCAAUAUUAAAUGAAAACAAUAACAAAGGUGUGGCUCACAAUUGAUCUAAAACAUGAUAAUGUCAAGACGGAAAUUUAAACAAAAUAUAAAAGAAAGAUAUAUUUCUGUCAAUCUUCCUUAUUGUAUGGAAACAUUUAAGAUAUCAAAUGAAUAUUUUUGCAAUGCCAAUGGAAAUAGAAAUAGAUAAUUUAAAAAGUA